AUGGGAAGCAUGUGGGAUAUGGUUAAGCCAGCUUUGUUAAUGGUUUCAGUGCAAAUAGUAUUUUCAGCUUGCAAUGUUCUUUACAAACUUGCCAUUUUUGAUGGUAUGAGUACCAUUGUUAUUACAGCUUAUCGUCUUGCCUUUGCUGCGAUUACCACUAUUCCUUUUGCUCUUCUUUUUGAAAGGAAGAGGCCAAAGAUGACAUGGAGGGUGUUUUUCCUUUCACUUCUAAGUGGCUUAUUUAUUGGAACAUUAUUUCAAAAUCUAUUCUAUGGAGCACUGGUUUUGGCAUCAGCAACUCUUGUAUCAGCAAUUUUCAACCUUAUUCCCGCCAUCACCUUUGCCUUGGCUGUAUGCUUCGGUUUGGAGAAAUUAAAUUGGGGAGCACCAACAGGAAAGGCAAAGGUUAUAGGAACUAUAGUUGGGCUUGCUGGGGCUUUACUUCUUACAUUUUACAAAGGAGUUGAAUUUGAUAUUUGGCCUUUUCAUAUCAAUCUUUUGGAGCCAAAAGACAACCAAAUAGAACGUGUCACUGAUACUACCUCUGAAUUGUUAGGUGUUUUAUGUGCUGUAGUUAGUUGCUUUUGUUUCUCUAUCUGGCUCAUCAUCCAGGCUAAGAUCAGUGAACUAUAUCCAUACCCUCAAUCAAGCAUAGCUUUGAUGUGUGUAAUAGCAACAAUACAAAGUUUUAUUUUAGGUUUCAUAGUUGAGAGUGAUUUGAAUCAAUGGAAGCUUGGUUGGGAUAUCAGGCUUCUCACCGUAGCCUUUUCGGGAAUUGGAGCUUCUGGAAUAAUGUAUCUUGCCAUGGCAUGGGUUGUACAGACGAAAGGCCCUCUAUAUACGUCUGCUUUCAACCCUAUAAUGCUUUUGAUUGUGGCUAUCGUUGCAUCUAUGAUUUUGGAUGAGAAGUUAAACUUAGGAAGUAUACUUGGAGGAAUGUUGAUUGUGUGUGGCUUAUACGCGGUGUUAUGGGGAAAAGGUAGAGAAAUACAAAAGAAGAAUAUACUAGAGACCUUCAAAGCUGAUGGCGAUCCGGAAGCAACAAAACCAUUGUUGAGUCCAUGAAAAGCUAGGUCAUCAUAAAACACGACAAUAACCCUCUCAUUGAAAUUCCAAUGCUUAACUAUGAAUGUUGGGAAUAGUUGUGCUCUCUUUAAAAAAAUAAAAAUUUCACUUUA
Messenger RNA from Vicia villosa (hairy vetch), 1178 nucleotides. RefSeq names its product WAT1-related protein At1g68170-like. The transcript is spliced from 7 exons. The record is from RefSeq and is a predicted model, not a curated record. Bases 1 to 1065 code for a protein of 354 amino acids. Gene Ontology annotation, molecular function: transmembrane transporter activity. Gene Ontology annotation, cellular component: plasma membrane. Lineage: Eukaryota; Viridiplantae; Streptophyta; Magnoliopsida; Fabales; Fabaceae.